Messenger RNA from Rhodamnia argentea, 1288 nucleotides. Its product is annotated as heme-binding-like protein At3g10130, chloroplastic. The coding region runs from base 141 to 1070 and encodes 309 amino acids. Lineage: Eukaryota; Viridiplantae; Streptophyta; Magnoliopsida; Myrtales; Myrtaceae. The transcript is spliced from 8 exons. The record is from RefSeq and is a predicted model, not a curated record.
AGCCACACGAGCGAAGGCGGUUCCCGGCGAAAAGCCUUGACCACCACUCGUCCUCCUCUGCAACUGCCACUGUCCCACGCCUCUCUCUCCGCCGUGACAGAAAUUUCGAAUACUGUCGCUCCCAAAUCCUAAACCCUAAAAUGAUCGUGUCUCUGUGCGAGCCUUCGUCAUGGGUCGGUCCAUUCCUCUCCAGAACUCUCCUAGUCAUACCGACCUCACCAUCUUCCAACAGAUCGACGAGCGCCAGCUGCGCCAUCGUGAAGCCCAUGGCCGCCAACCGAGCAACCGUUUCUCCUCCGCCCAAGCGGCCUAUCUCCGCCUUCGAGGCUCGGGUGACGCUCGUGUUCGCUCUCGCUUCUCAGGCUUCUUCUCUCUCCCAGCGACUUCUGGCGGAUUUCGCGACCGAAACCGCGAAAUACGUGUUCCCGAAGAGGUUUGAGAGCCGCAAUUUGGAGGAGGCUUUAAUGGCAGUUCCAGAUCUUGAGACGGUGAAGUUCAAAGUUUUGAGCAGGAGAGACCGAUAUGAAAUAAGAGAAGUGGAGCCUUACUACAUAGCGGAAACAACAAUGCCUGGAAAGACUGGAUUCGACUUCAACGGGGCUUCUCAGUCCUUCAAUGUUUUAGCUGAGUACCUCUUUGGUAAGAACACAACAAAGGAGCAAAUGGAGAUGACUACCCCUGUUUAUACACGCAAGAGUCCAUCUGAUGGAGAGAAAAUGGAAAUGACAACACCUGUAAUGACAAAGAAGGUGAAAACUGAAGGGAAGUGGCAGAUGUCCUUUGUUAUGCCCUCAAAGUAUGGUGCGAAUCUACCAUCACCUAGAGAUCCAUCAGUAAGGAUUAAAGAGGUUCCACAGAAAAUUGUUGCUGUUGUUGCCUUUUCAGGUUUUGUUACUGAUGAAGAAGUUAAACAACGGGAGUUAAAACUUAGAGAUGCUCUGAAAAGCGAUGGAGAGUUCAGGGUAAAAGAAGGUGCUUCUGUGGAAGUUGCACAGUACAAUCCACCUUUUACGCUACCUUUUACACGUCGUAAUGAGGUUGCCCUGGAGGUGGAAAGGAAGGUACAGUAGCUCCUCUCUGGAAACCCUAGAAUUUGGAGGAAUGGUGUAUCCUCUUAUCCUUUGUCAAGUAUAAACUACCUGUGUAUACAUAGAGGUGAAGGUGGUUACUUUGAGCCAAAUAUAUUUUGUAAACCGGGACUAUGUGGAACUGGGGGUUCUGAAUGUCCUGAAAGACUACUAAAUCUCAUGUAAAUGGAAACUCUUUCAUAGCUAAUUGUAUGCUUAAA